AUGCAUAUUAUCAAGCCUGUCUGGUUGACGCACGGGGGUGAACGGAAAGAUUUCGAAGUCUACAGCUGCGAUGUGUCACCGGAUGGGAAGAGACUUGUAACGGCUGCUGGAGGAACAAAUGAACCGCCUCCAGUCGAGAACUGGCGAACAAUACGCCGAUUGAUCGGUCACGACAACGAUGUCCAGGAUCUUGGCUGGUCAUGUGAUUCUUCUAUUCUCGUGUCCGUUGGCUUGGAUUCAAAGGUCGUGGUGUGGUCAGGCCAUACCUUUGAGAAGCUCAAGACCAUCUCCAACCACCAGAGUCACGUCAAGGGCAUCACAUUUGAUCCCGCGAACAAAUACUUUGCAACAGCGGGUGAUGAUAGAACUGUGCGAAUAUUCCGGUUUACAUCGCCAGCUCCAAAUUCAACGGCCCACGAUCAGAUGAACAACUUCGUCCUGGAGCAAACAAUAUCCGCGCCAUUUGUCAACUCACCCCUGACGACGUAUUUUCGGAGAUGCUCUUGGUCGCCAGAUGGUAACCAUAUUGCUGCUGCCAACGCUGUUAAUGGUCCCGUCAGCUCAGUCGCGAUCGUUAAUCGCGGGUCUUGGGAUGGAGAUAUCAAUUUAAUCGGCCAUGAGGGCCCGGUUGAGGUUUGCGCCUUUUCACCUAGGCUAUACGAUUCACAACCUGCGAGUAAGGCCCCUGUUGAUAAACAGGGACACCCAAUACAUACCCUGGUUACUGUCAUUGCGUGCGCAGGCGCGGAUAAAUCCCUCAGUAUAUGGAUCACAAGUAACCCGCGGCCUAUUGUGGUCACACAAGACCUGGCUGCCAAAGCCAUCUCAGACCUGUCUUGGUCGCCGGAUGGAAAAUGCUUGUUCGUCACUGCUCUGGACGGCACUAUCCUAUGUGUCCGAUUUGAAGAAAACGAACUAGGCAAACCUAUGCCUUUCGAAGAAAAUGAGAAAUCGCUUACAAAGUUCGGCACGAAUCGAAGGGGUGCUGGUAUUGUCGAGUCUACUAAUGGCUUAUUACUGGAGGAGAAGAGCAAGGCUGGUGAAAUUAAAGGGGUCGAAGGCCGCAUGGGCGCUUUGAUGGGAGAUGGCCAUGCCUCCACUGAUCCAGGGGUGAAUGGGGAGUCUGCCAAUCUACCUUCUAAUGCCGCGACCCCUGCUGGAGCAUCCACACCUAUAGGUGGGAGUGCUAUUGCUGCCCAGAAAGGUCAGCCUAAUGGAUCUGUGAACGGGGAGCAAGAUAAGCGGGAUCCAUAUGCGGCCAAGCUUGAGAGGCUCAAGCAAAGACCUACCUAUACCAAGGAUGGGAAAAAACGCAUUCAACCUCUCCUUGUCUCAGGUGCAGGUGGUGCGGAAUCGUCCCUCCCCCAAUCACGGUUAGUGGCUGCGUCGAUGAGCAAUGCUGGGAGACCUGACGGGCCGGAUUCAAUUUUGGAUCUCUCCAAGCCAUUUGACGGUCUUCCCAAAGGUGGGCUGGCGGCACUGCUCUUCGGCAAUAAGCGCAAGUUUGCACAGAUCGAGGGGGCUGAUGAGGAGGGGUCCAUUGAGAAGCGAGUUGCAUUGACCUCGGAAAAUGGGUCUGUACCCAUCCUGGCUAAUGCUAUCGAGGGUCUGCGACCUGCACAGCCUGGAGAUGCCCAAGGAGGCCCUCGACCAAUACCAGAGUUUAUCAGACCCGCUGUAGUUAAUCCCUGCAUGGCUGUUAGCCAGCUACGACUAGCGGUACCGAAGAUCAGGAGCCAUAUUUUACAAGCGAUAGAUUCGUCAGGAAACCCUACCAAUCCGGCUGAUACUGCGGCAGCAGCAGCGGCGGGAUCAAACUCGGGGCCCCUUCCAAGGGCGAAAGUAGAUAUACUUUUCGAAGCUCGCAACCCCCCCGCUUCUUCCGGUCGUCAUAUUGAUAGGGAACCGGUACGAAUCACCCUCACGCGCGGAGAUCAACCAUUGUGGCAGGAUUUCAUUCCCAAAACAGUGCUUCUCGUCACAGGAAACCGCAAACUGUGGGCUGCAGCAUCGGAGGAUGGCUCCGUUUAUAUUUGGACGCCAGCGGGACGUCGGCUUCUCAACGCUCUUGUCUUGGAGGCUCAGCCUGUGAUUCUGGAAUGUAAUGGUCCAUGGGUCCUCUGUAUAAAUGCUGUUGGGAUGUGCUAUGUGUGGAACGUAACGACACUUUCAUCUCCUCACCCUCCCAUAUCCCUCGCUCCAAUCCUGGACGCAGCAGUGCAUACUCUAGCCCCAAAUGCCACCGCUGCUCCCGCAAUUAACGCGGCUCGAUUAAACUCUGAGGGUCGCGUAAUCGUCACGCUCUCCAACGGGGACGGCUACAGCUACUCCCCCACCCUAUAUACCUGGCAAAGGAUGUCCGAGGGCUGGUGGGCUGUUGGUAGCCAAUACUGGAACACAAAAUACUCGACCGUCGGGGACCUGCAGGCCAUCACCACCUCUUCCCAAUCUGCUGCCGGGGCGGCUCCGGGUAGCCGGCAGGAUGGUGAAACGCGAACGGCAGUGUCGGCAGGGGUCAUACCUUUCCUCGAGCGUAACACCACAGACGAGACACUCGUGCGAGGUCGUGGGUUCUUCCUGCAACGCCUGAUCAAGGUUCUUCUCUCCCGCGAGGGAUUCGAGGGCUUCGAGGCCGGUGUCUCUGUCGCCCACCUGGAAAACCGUGUCGCCGCUGCUCUAGCUCUUGGCGCAAAGGAGGAAUUCCGCCUUUAUCUUUCUAUGUAUGCAAAGCGGCUCGGAGCUGAGGGCGCCAAGAUGAAAGCGGAGGAGUUACUUGAGGGGCUUCUUGGGGGGAUUUUUGAGGAUGGUGGAGACGAAGUUGAUGGGGAUCUUGCUACCAAGGGAAUAGAGGGAACGGCGAAGUCUAAGAAGUUAUCAGUAGCUCAGGGCGGCAGCGCAGAAUCCGGACCUGGUACCUGGAAUAACGGUUCGGAUAAACUUUGUGGAUGGCCGAGGAGGACGCUGUUGAACGAGGUAGUCUUAGCUUUAGGUAAGCAUCGAGACCUCCAACGGGUCACUGUUCCUUACGCCCAACUUCUCGGAAUUUUAGAUGGCGAUCAGCAGGAUCAAGCCCGAGAUCAAGGUCAGAAUCAAGAUCAUGGGGAAGAUGCUAUGGUCACAUGA
Histoplasma capsulatum G186AR is the source of this 3123-nucleotide messenger RNA. RefSeq names its product histone transcription regulator slm9. Gene Ontology annotation, molecular function: nucleosome binding; protein binding. The coding region runs from base 1 to 3123 and encodes 1040 amino acids. Gene Ontology annotation, cellular component: HIR complex; nucleus. Gene Ontology annotation, biological process: chromatin remodeling; regulation of DNA-templated transcription; DNA-templated transcription. Lineage: Eukaryota; Fungi; Ascomycota; Eurotiomycetes; Onygenales; Ajellomycetaceae. The transcript is spliced from 4 exons. The record is from RefSeq and is a predicted model, not a curated record.